Molecule: messenger RNA, 846 nt
Organism: Trematosphaeria pertusa
Lineage: Eukaryota; Fungi; Ascomycota; Dothideomycetes; Pleosporales; Trematosphaeriaceae
Exons: 1
Coding region: 1-846 (281 amino acids)
Source: RefSeq, a predicted model, not a curated record
AUGGGUCUAAUCGCGGUCCCGGGCGCCACCGAGAUCACGAGCACGGGGCUGUUCUUGUUGUCGAAGAUGUGCAGAGUCGGCAUGUUGGGCUCGUUGAACACCAUCCACUCGUUUACGAUCAUCUUCACGACCCCGAUCGCGAGCAGCCUUACCUUUCCGGCAGCCUUCGACUGCGGGGUGAACAUGGCGUCCAAGAACCCGCCGUGGUCUUCCCUAGGCGUCCUCUGCUCCAGGUCGGGUUCGACGUCUUCACCGGCCCACCGACCCCAGGGACACGACCGUGUUGUCGUACAUGAUCCCGAACAGGCCGUAGUUUCUCUCCACCCUCUCUCGAGCUGGGGGUACAGGCUCUGCCAGAACCCGCUGUCGCCGGUGGUCGUACUGUACAAGGGGAAGCCGAUCACCUUCACGGAGGACAACGUGAGCACGAGGGUGGUCAGGGCCAGCUACGGGGUCAUGUCGCUGCUCAGGAUGAGACACAUCGCCGCGCUCAAGCACCACUACUUGUCCACACCCACCAUCAAGUCGAUGCUGAUCCCGAAGGGGAGGAUGCGCGGGGGCAUGGCCAGGAGGGACGCCGUAAUCACCUCCGACAUGGCGACCACGGUGGUGUGCAGCCACUGCCGCAAGCUCACAAUCAACUGCGACUGCCCGUCCCCGAAGCCGCCUCCCACCGAGAUCAUGGUCAGGUACGGGCUCGUGAUUUUGGACGUGUACCUGACCGUGGCCACACUCAACACUCCCGACAAGGGCACCUACAGCGUCGCGUACUUCACCCGCAUCACCACCGAGCCUCUCCGCGCGGCCGCGAUCACCUGCAACUUGAAGUCCGUGUUGAAGUCAUAG